AUGGUAGAAAUGCUGAAUCAGCAGAUCGAUACGAUGGAUUUUAAGCAGCGAAUGAAUAAAGCUCUUCGUUUGUUGUUCACUCGAAAUUUUUUAGUAGAUUGCAGUUGGAGAGGUGGCGGGAAACCUGGUCCCAAAAUACGAAUGUCAUCCAACCAGCAUAUUUUACGGCUGUUCAAAGUUGUGCGCCAUAAAGGUUCUGAGCAUGAACCGUUUAACUAUCCAAAAGUCAGUUGCAAAGAAGAGCUGGAAGCUUUAGAAAAACAUCUCUCCACAGAUGAUAAUCAUCAAAAGAUGAUAGAAAUGCUGAACCAGCAGAUCGAUACGAUGAAUUAUAAGCAGCGAUUGCAUAAUGCGCUUUUUUUGUUGUUCACUCGUAAGUUUCUAAUAGAAUGCAGUUGGAGUGGUUGCGGGAAACCUGUUCGGAAAAUACCUUUUUCACAUUACCACAACAUUUUACGGCUGUUCAAAGAUCCAUUGGACAUAUCCUCCGAAGUGCUACGGGAGUUGCAAAAACAAACUUGUGUAAUACAAGAAAGCAGUAGCACUCUGGAACUAUUAAUCAAAGAGGAAAAGUGCGAAUGGAGUGAUAGUCCUGAAAAUCAAUUCACAGAUGCAUUAAAGAUCAACACGUUGUCAGUGAAUAGCAACUUAUUGAACAAAUUGAAAUUAUUUUUAGAUCCAGGAACAACGAACGAAAAUGCUGCGAUGAAAGCUGAUACACGGAUCACAAAGAAAACAAAUAUGAAAAGUACAAAUCCUCAUCCAAUGACGGUGAUUGAAAAAUUAGAAGAAAUGGUGAAUACAAACACGAACCAAAUAUGGAAACUAACGAAAGCGAUAGUUUCAUUAGAAGAACAAGUGAAAAGGAUGACAAACAAGUUGUUUCCGCCACAGCAAAACACACAAUUUUUGGAGAAUUUCGGCAUUUCAACAGAGUUAUUUUCUCAGCGUAAGCCAUUUGCAUAUCCAAAAGUUAGUUGCAGAGAAGAACUGAAUGCUUUGGAAAGCCAUCUCUCCACGGCAGAAGAUUUUCUAAAGAUGAUACAAAUGUUGAACGAGGAGAUUGAAGGAACGGAUUUCAAGCAGCGAAUGCAUGAGGCGCUCUUUUUGCUGUUCAAGCGGAAGUUUUUAGUAGAAUGCAAUUGGCUAGGUGGUGGUAAAAAUGGCCCGAAAAUACCUAUGGCACGAUAUGAAAAUAUUAUACGGCUAUUCAAAGUAAUAGCAGAAAACGGGAGUAAUACUAUACCAUAUUCAGUGGUACAAUAUUUUUUUAAACGUAAACUUGCUAACGCGAAAAAAGGUGCAGUUUACGGCGGGAACAGAAAAUCUAAAUGUCGUCUUAGAAUUAAGCAAGUCUAACAAUACUAUAAUAUCGUUUUUAUAUUUUCUAACGUACGUCGCAUGUAUUUUUGGUAUUCAAAAAAUAUAAUAAAUAGAGUUGGUAUGUGGUCU
This is a messenger RNA of Anopheles nili, 1452 nucleotides long. RefSeq lists its product as uncharacterized. The transcript is spliced from 5 exons. Bases 1 to 1359 code for a protein of 452 amino acids. Lineage: Eukaryota; Metazoa; Arthropoda; Insecta; Diptera; Culicidae. The record is from RefSeq and is a predicted model, not a curated record.